Lottia gigantea (owl limpet) is the source of this 900-nucleotide messenger RNA. RefSeq lists its product as hypothetical. NCBI's taxonomy places the organism in Eukaryota, Metazoa, Mollusca, Gastropoda, Lottiidae. Bases 1 to 900 code for a protein of 299 amino acids. Gene Ontology annotation, molecular function: sulfotransferase activity. The transcript has 6 exons. The record is from RefSeq and is a predicted model, not a curated record. Gene Ontology annotation, cellular component: cytoplasm. Gene Ontology annotation, biological process: sulfation.
AUGAGUAUGCUUGGUGUUCAAAGAUUAAAUGAACCUUUGUUGGGAAGAAGAUCAUCUAUUUAUAAAUACAGAGGAUAUAUCUAUCCAGAAUUUAUUGCCAAUAAAACUCACCAGAUACAUUUCUUUAAAACACGUGAAGAUGAUGUUUGGAUAGUUUCCCAUCCGAAAGCUGGAACUACUUGGAUGGAGGAAAUAGUUUAUUUAAUUACAUCAGAUUUAGAUUUUAAAACAGCAGGAGAAAAGACUCUGGAAGAUAGAAUACCAUAUUUUGAAUUUGAAUACCCAGGGUUGCAACAUAUUAAAAAUAUGCCUUCAAAACGAAUCAUUAAAUCUCAUCUUCCUAUGUCUUUUUUACCAAAUGAUAUUAAAAAGACAAAGCCAAAGAUUGUGUAUGUAGCUCGUAAUCCAAAAGAUACUGUAGUUUCUUAUUACCAUUUCCAUAAAAUGUUAAAAGUCAUCACCUAUUCUGGUACAAUAGAUGAUUUUGUAGAUAGUUUUAUAGAUGGGAAAUGUAUUUAUUCUCCAUGGUGGAAUCAUGUAUUAGAAGCAUGGAAACAAAAAGAUAAUGAAAAUGUUUUCUUUGUGAAAUAUGAAGAUAUGAAAAAGGACAUUAAGUCAGUCAUCAGGGAAGUGAGUAAGUUUUUAGGUAAAUCAUUAAGUGAGAAAGAAAUUGAUCAAAUAGCAGAAUACACCCAGUUUGAUAAAAUGAAGAACAAUCCGAUGUCAAAUUAUUCUUGGUGGAAAGAAUCUGGUUUUAAAGAUGGUCAGACUGAUUUUUUACGCAAAGGUAUUGUAGGGGAUUGGAAGAAUGAAUUACAACAAGUUCAUGUUCAUGCUAUAGAUAAAAUGGUAAAUGAAAAGUUAGCAGGAUCUGGUUUAGUCUUUGAAGAUAGUAUAUAG